AGCUCUUUCGGUGACAUUGUGGUCCUGCCUUUUCCACUUUACCUUUUAUUCUUCUUCUUUUCUUGCUAGUUUCGUUUCAUCAAUCAUCUUAGACGCCCAUGACUUCACAUUGACGUUGAUCGAAGCUAGCAGGAAACUGUGAUCAGUGUACCUAUUUUUGAGAGCCUCUUCCUCUUCUGCUUCUUCUUCAUUCCAUCAGUGAGUUGUGCGUGAAAUCAACCAAAAAGCUAGGUUCGAUGGCCGUCCAAUUGAGAUCUUCUUCUUCUCUCUCCUCUGCUUCUUCCACCGGUUCAUGGAGACAUGAUGUGUUUCUGAGUUUCAGAGGCGAGGAUACACGCGACAAUUUUACAGAUCAUUUGCACAGCAAUUUGGUUCGAAGGGGGAUCAACACUUUCAUAGAUGAUGAUCUUCCAAGAGGAGAGGAAAUAUCAGAAGCACUUGUCCGAGCCAUUGAAGGAUCAAAGCUCUCUCUCAUUGUGUUCUCUAAAAACUAUGCAUCCUCAAAGUGGUGUUUGGAGGAACUAGUUCGUAUCCUUGAAUGUAAAAGAUCUAAGAACCAAAUGGUUCGGGCAAUCUUUUACAAAGUGGAUCCAUCGGACGUAAGACACCAAAGAGGCACAUUUGGUGAGGCACUUGCAAAGCAUGAACGUAGAUUCCAAGAUGACAGAACAAAUAAGGUGUUAAGAUGGAGAAAAGCUCUUUCAGAAGCAGCAGAUUUAUCUGGGUGGCCUUUCUCGGGCGGGUCUGAAUCUAAUUUUAUUUAUGGAAUCAUUGAAGAGAUUUCUGCAAAAUUAAUAAAACAAACCCCUUUGAAUGUGGCAAAGUCUCCUGUUGGGAUAGAAUCUCGUGUACAAGAUAUGCUUAAACUCUUAGCUGUUGGAGGGAGUGAUAUAAUGGUUGGUAUAUGGGGAACUGGAGGAAUAGGGAAGACAACAAUUGCUAAAGCUGUUUACAAUUUAAUUGCUAAUGAGUUCGAAGAUAGUUGCUUUUUGGCAAAUGUUAGAGAACAUUCAGUGUCGCAUGAAGGUCUAGUCAACCUACAAAACAGUCUUCUUUUUGAGAUUUUUGGGGGAGAAUUGAAAGUAACGAAUGCUGAUCAAGGAAUUACUUUGUUGAGCGAAAGGUUGAGAUAUAAAAGGAUUCUUUUAGUUCUUGAUGAUGUGGAUCAAUUGGACCAGUUAGAAAGAUUAGCUGGGGGACCAGAUUGGUUUCACAGUGGCAGUAGAGUUAUAAUAACAACAAGAGAUAAGCAUUUGUUGAUUGCUCAUCAAGUGAAUAAAAAUAAAAUAUACAAGGCCCGGAGACUGGAUCAUGAUGAAGCUCGUGAGCUCUUCUGUGCAAAUGCCUUGAUGACUUAUAGAGAUCUGGAUAAUGAUGAAAAACUCGCAGUUAACACUGUUGUUAAAUAUGCUGAAGGCCUUCCAUUAGCGCUGAAAGUUUUAGGUAAACAUCUAUGCGAUAGACCUAUACAUCAGUGGCAAGCUUUCUUAGAUGGUCAUAGAAGAAGUCCUCUUCAAGGCAUUCAAAACAUUCUUAAAAUCAGUUACGAUUCACUGGAAGAACCAGAGAAAGAAAUUUUCCUUGACAUUGCAUGCUUCUUCAAAUAUAAAAAUAAGAACGAUUUGAUAGCAAUAUUAGAAGGUUGUGGUUACAGCAACCCUAUGUUUAGUAUUGAAGUUCUUGAAGAAAAGGCCCUCCUAAAUGUUGAACAUGCUUAUAUUUUCAUGCAUGAUUUGCUAGAAGAAAUGGGAAAAAAAAUAGUUCAUGAAGAGUCGCCUAAAGAGGCUGGUCAGCGCAGCAGAUUGUGGCAUCACAGUGAUGUUCUCCAAGUUCUAACAAAGAACACAGGAAGCGAGACCAUUGAAGGCAUAAUGGUAAACAUGCCAACCGCAGAUAUGAUACGCUUGAGUCGUAAAUGCUUCAAAAAGAUGAGAAAACUUAAAAUUUUUAUAAACGUCAAUGGACGGUUUUGUGGAAGGGUUGAUUAUCUACCGGACCAGUUGCGGAUACUUGAUUGGCCUGGCUGUCCGCUGCAAUCUUUGCCCUCCAAGUUUAAUAUGAAGAAUCUGGUUCAACUCAUUAUGUCUGGUAGCCCUAUCCCAUGUCUCGGAGAAGGAUUCAAGCGUAUUCGAAAUCUGAAAUCCUUAAAUUUGAAGAAAUCUGAAUUCUUAGAACAAAUCCCAGACCUAUCUGGAAGCCCAAACUUAGAGUUCCUGGAUCUAAGUUUCUGUACAAGUUUAAAGAAGAUUCACCCUUCGGUUGGAUACCUCGAAAAGCUUGUUGAACUGGAUCUUGAAGAAUGCUCUAAACUUGAGAUGCUACCUGGAGAAGUCAACUGGAGAUCCCUCCGACACAUUAAUCUUAACUCUUGCAGAAGGUUGGAGAGUUUCCCUGAAAUUGUGGGAGAGAUGAAAUACAUGACAUCCUUGGCUUUAUCCCGCACUGGCAUCAAAGCAUUGCCUUCAUCCAUUGGACAUCUAAUUAAUCUUGAAGAGUUGAGUUUACAUAGUUGUGGAAAUCUCACAGAUCUACCUUACAGCAUCUAUGAAUUGCAAAAUCUGAAGGAAGUUCGUUUGUCCUGGUGCCGAAAACUCGUAACAUUCCCAAACAAGGUGGACUCUGAACGCUCAAAGGUGAAGCGAAAACAUCUUGAAUGCUCUGACAACCGUGACUCUUUAUCAAAAAAAAAUAAGACGGAGUGAAGGCAGUUCAUUGGGAGCCAAAGCCAGACACUGAAUUCAAUUUGGCGCUUCCUUGGCUACAUCAAUUCCGUGUGAGUGGAUGCAAUUUAUCUAAUAUUAAUCACCUCGGGUUGGAUUGUACAUCCAUUGUUUUUCUUCCUGAAUGCAUCAAGAAAUUUGUCAACUUGAGGGAACUCAAUUUGAGUGGCUGCAAGAGGCUCGUAGAAAUUCCAGAGCUUCCACCAGGGAUUGAAUGGCUGUGUGCGAGGGAUUGCGUAUCAUUGGAAAGAUUUUCAAAGUUGUCAAACAUUUUGGAGCGAAAAGGAUCACAAAAAAUGAUUGAGGAGAUGGACUUGACUAAUUGCUGGAGACUCUGUCAAAAUUUGGCUCAGAUGGCAAACAAGGAAGAUGAUGAGGUGGACGCUGAUCUCUUCUCUCGACUCCUAUCUUCUCAGCAAUUCAAAUUCAUAAUUACAUUUCCAGUUCCAAGAAGCGAGGUUCCAAAGUGGUUCAGCUGUCAAAUGGAUUCCAAGGGGCAUCAACGGUUUGAAUUUUGUAUUGAAACACUUGCAAAUUUCAAAUGGGAGAACACAGGAUUGGCCCUCUGUGUUGCUGUUGAUAAAAAGCUACAAGAUACUUCUGCUGAUACUUCUCUGCCUUUCUAUUUUGACGUCUAUAUUCACAUCAAUAAAGAAGAAGUUUCACCCAUCGAGACACAGUCUGUUGGUUCAGCAGAGUCGGAUCAUGUGUGGCUACAGUAUGUUCCAUUCCUUGAAAUGUGGGAAGUUGAUAUGCGUCCAUUGCCACCUUUUAAGUGUCGAGUCAUUAUUAAUCAAUGGAAGAAUUCUGGGGCCUGCUUAAAAAGCUGUGGGAUCCACCUUGUAAUGCCACCCAAUGAAGACGUUUGUAUGAAGCUAAUCCGUGCAGAGAACCUCACCGAUGUUGAAGAUUCCUUUUAUUAUGAGGACGGAUGGGACAAUUAUCGACCCGAACAGAGGACUUUCGUUAUUUUUGAUGUACAAACGAAUAGCUAUAGUUAUUAUAAUGCAGCAUAGCAUUGUCUAUGGACCAGUGUCACGAAUACAGUCUUAUUCUAAGCUACUGAAAUGUUUAAAUAACAAGAAGCUGGGAUAUAAGAAGAAGGGUCUUCCAGAAGACGAAGCACCAUCUUGCCUGCACAAGCUUGACUUUUAAAAGAUUUUAUCAUGCUUUCCAAACUGUUCUGCGCAUUUAAAAGGCCGGUCAUAUACUAUUUCCGUAGAUACUUGAAAUUUGAGGUCCAAGUUGUUAGGAUUGUCUCUAAGGUAUACAUCUCUGUUGUUCAGCAAUUGUCAGCUUCACAAAUGUUUCUAGCACUCAAAGACAGAAGAACUGGGGGUAUCUUGCUUUUCGUGGGAGGAAUUCUCUCAGUUGAUUUGCAGGACUACUGGAAAGUCAUCAUCCCAAACAGUGAACUGACUGCAAAGUAAUAUAUACUGAUGCACAACUGGAGAAUGAAAAGCUGUAAUUAGUACUAAUGUAGCAAUGUUGGUAAAGCAUUGUCUAUGGACCAAUGUGACAAGUACAGAUUUGGGUUUAUGGGAACAAUUUUGAGUCGUUUCUUGCUGCUGUGGUGAUUUUGGAGGACAGGACAGCUAGCUGAACAUCACUUCAUCGAUGACUGUAGAUCAUUGUGUCAAAAUCUGAGGCCAAAAUAUGAACUUUGGAUGAGUUUUGAGAGGAUACAUGAAAGAUUGGCUGUCCCACUGUCUGCGGCUGCUGAAAUUACAGAGAAUCUCAGCCCUCAUCAGCUAAUACCAAAUGUCAUGUGUGGCUACAGUAACUCCAUUUGUUGAAAUCUCAUUGAUGUGUUGCGUCUACUGCUGCCUUCUUAUUAGAGGAGUCAGUCUUGAGUCUUUAUAGCAGCGUUGUGGUGUUGCCUCAGAUGCUGCAUGGUGCACCUAGUAAUGCCAUGACAACAGGAUGCAAACCCCUCUACGGAGGUAGGGGUUCGUGAACAUAGCGUCUUCUCAUAAAGGUUUGGUGAUUGGUCAAUUAGCAGUCAUGAAAGAUGAUGAUGAAGACCUUGAAAGUGGAAAACCAAUUGCAUUCCCUUCAGAGAAUAAUCUCCAAGUUAUUUUCUAGUCCCAGUGUCUAUGAUCGCCAUAAGUUUCCUCCUGCCUUCUAUUCAUGGUGAUUCGCAUGGCAUUCAUGACUGUCUUGGCUUCUUGAUGUUUGUUUUGGUGGAUGAAUUGUUACUCGCUUUCCUGAUUUGGAAUGCUUGUUGCUCAAUCAUUUUGCUAUGUCUUACGACUUACUAGCCGUAGAUUUUGUCUUCCUAAUUUGAUCAGCUGCAUUUGUUUUUGUUUUCUGUUUUCAAGGUUGAAUACUCUGCACUAGUAAACUUUGAAAGAAGUUGAUAA
Rosa chinensis is the source of this 5083-nucleotide messenger RNA. RefSeq names its product disease resistance protein RPV1. Gene Ontology annotation, biological process: signal transduction; defense response. Bases 237 to 2702 code for a protein of 821 amino acids. NCBI's taxonomy places the organism in Eukaryota, Viridiplantae, Streptophyta, Magnoliopsida, Rosales, Rosaceae. The transcript is spliced from 10 exons. Gene Ontology annotation, molecular function: ATP hydrolysis activity; ADP binding. The record is from RefSeq and is a predicted model, not a curated record.